Molecule: messenger RNA, 1560 nt
Organism: Chanos chanos (milkfish)
Lineage: Eukaryota; Metazoa; Chordata; Actinopteri; Gonorynchiformes; Chanidae
Gene: foxh1
Product: forkhead box H1
Exons: 3
Coding region: 1-1560 (519 amino acids)
Biological process (GO): transforming growth factor beta receptor signaling pathway; positive regulation of transcription by RNA polymerase II
Cellular component (GO): activin responsive factor complex
Molecular function (GO): transcription cis-regulatory region binding; DNA-binding transcription activator activity, RNA polymerase II-specific
Source: RefSeq, a predicted model, not a curated record
AUGACAAAGCACUGGGGGGGUCCAGGCGGGCUGGCACCACCUGGGAUUGACUUCUUGCCUUCUACAGGAGACCAUCGCGACCAUCACCUUGACUUCAGUAACGCACAGGAGAGAGCUAGCAAUGCACAACGAAACCAUUCUUACGUUAACGUAGCGCGGAAUUCUACAGACCCAUACUGGCACUGCUACCAAAACCCUUCGGUGACAGAGUCAGAAGGCCAAGCGGAGAAACUCGCCCAGGGCCAGGUGAGCAGGGGCGCCGUGCCUAUGGAGAAGGUGAUGCCGCAUGACCAUGGGUCUUAUUAUACAGCUGUACCCAAAGUGAACGUGGAUGGGCCGACUAAGCAGGAGCAGCCUGCCGCAACUAACUCCUGGGAUCAGGAGAACAGUUCCAGUGGGGGCAAGAAAAAGAACUAUCAACGUUAUCCCAAACCGCCGUAUUCAUAUCUCGCCAUGAUUGCUAUGGUCAUACAGAAUUCUCCGGAGAAGAAACUAACUUUGUCCGAGAUUUUGAAGGAGAUCAGCACUCUGUUCCCAUUCUUCAAAGGAAACUACAAAGGCUGGAGAGAUUCAGUCCGACACAACCUGUCCUCAUAUGACUGCUUUGUUAAGGUAUUGAAAGACCCUGGAAAGCCACAGGGAAAGGGCAAUUUUUGGGCAGUGGAGUUAAGCCGUGUUCCUCUGGAGCUGCUGAAGAGGCAGAACACUGCGGUGUCACGACAAGAUGAGACCAUCUUUGCUCAAGACCUCGCCCCCUAUAUCCUCCAUGGUCACACCCCCACCAACAAGCCGGAAACAAUGCCCCCGACACCUCCGCUGCCCCCCGUACCCACUCGGCAUACCACCCCCCCGCCUGACGACCUCUACCGACCCAAACUGGACUCGUCUUUCGCCAUCGAUUCCCUCCUUCACAGCCUCAGGCCUGCCAGCGCAGCAGGGGAAGGGCUUAGAGGGAGAGACGGCUGGGGAGUGGAACCUCCGACUCAGACACGCCCAACUUCGCCACCAUGCCCCCGGUAUUCCUCGUCUAAUCGCAGUGCAUCCGCCAGUUCAGCCAGCCCUGCCUCAUCUUCAUCAGACGAGGACUGGAGAGCACCACGAGGAGGAAAGAGGGGGAACGAUGGAGACCCAAGGUGUGACGGAUUUGAAGAUUCUCGUCUACCCCCAAACAAAACCUCAAAAAGAGGUCCUGCCCCUCCAUGGGAGCUUCCCACCUCCUACGCCAAGUAUACGCCACCUAACGCAGUAGCUCCUCCUAGCAUGCGCUUCAAUGGGGGUCCCUUUGUGCCCCUUGGAGGACUUCCGUUCUACAGCUAUGGAGGCCCCAGCGUUACGACCAAUCACUUUGUUAGCCAUACAUACUGGCCCCUGCUGCCAAACGGGCACGUCUCCCUCCAGGCCCCUCCCCUUCUAAUGGACUUGGACAGUAUGCUGCAGUCAGUUCCACCCAAUAAGAGCGUAUUUGAUGUCCUAGGUCCCGCCAGUCAAACUACACACCCUUCUGCUAAUCAGUACGCCCUGCAGAAUGGACCCACUCUGAGUCGAUAUUCUCAGUACUGA